AUGUAUACCAAUUAUAACAGAAUAACGGAUCAAACAAACCCUGAGCCGAUGUUCAUAAUCGCUAAGCAAUCGGAUAUUCCGGACACUAAUAUGAGAACACUGUUUGCCAUACAAAACGCCAAAAUGGCAAAUGAUGUCCAUGAUGAUCGCAUUAAAUGGGUCAAUUUAGGUCUCAUGAAGUUUGAAAAAUUGUUUUCGAACACAGCAGUAGCCCUGUUCACUUUUGUAUCGGGUGCCGGUCCGGAUAUAAAGAAUGUGUACCCGUGGACAACGGAGACCACAGAAAGCCUGGAUUUUGAAAACGUUUUGGCCCAUGGAAUCGGUUUAUUUAAUAAUAGUUCUGUAGGACAAUGGGGGCACAUUUAUCAAGUGAUCGGUGGACUCGGGAUCAAGACAUCUAAUAGUGUGGAGAAAGUGGACAAACUGGCCGUACAGUUGAGGGAUAAGGGCAUCAAAUUGAAUAUAAUUGUCUUCCCCUUUGAUUCACACGAGAACAGAGUGAUCGCGUCUCCGCUCUUCCAAACGGCCGCUUCCGUGACGAGUGGACGGGUAGUCUACGUGCGCGAAGACUCAUCGGCCGUUCGCACGGCCCACCAAUUUGUCAAAGCCUUCGGUGCUCUCAGCGAUGAUUACCAGAUAAUCGAUGAGAAAUAUGUAGAAAAUUCCGGGGAUAAUAAAAUAGACUUCGAGAUCAAUGUCGACAGUACUCUGAAGGGAAAGACAGUGCGAAGUACACUGUCAAAUGUCAAACUACAAGUACCCACGGGUAGACCCAUUGAAAUGAACUUUAUAUCAAUCAACAAUUAUUUCGAGGGCUGUGUCUUCACCACCACAUCCGAUGACUUGUCAGGCAAAUGGCAUCUGACAGCCACUCGCGAUGUGAGCAAAUCUGAAUCGGUGGUCGCUGUGGUAGAAGUUGUCACCAAUUCAGUGGAUGACGAGUCCAUUACAGUCCAGUGUUGGCUCAAUACGCAAGUGUUUAAUCCGAAGACCGACACUAAUAGGCCGGUCAUGGCUUACGUCAACAUUCAUAGACAACUGGACGAACUCAUAGCCAAUGUUUCGGUCAAAUUGAGUGUUAUAUACGAAGCAAAGGGAAGUCAACCGAAAGUUAUCGAUAUGUAUGACGACGGGUCGGGCGCACCGGACAUCACGAAAGGGGACGGAAUAUUCUCCAACUAUAUCACAGACAUAGAAAAUCAGGGCUACUAUACCGUGAGCGCUGACAUUGCAAACAUAGAAAGUACGGUAGACUUCACCACAAACUUUGGCAGCACUUCUCUGCCCAAGACGUCCAGUGAUACGGCCUGUUGUGGCUCACGA
This is a messenger RNA of Oppiella nova, 1323 nucleotides long. Lineage: Eukaryota; Metazoa; Arthropoda; Arachnida; Sarcoptiformes; Oppiidae. The record is from the annotation of a GenBank genome assembly.